AUGGCCUCAAACAGUCCCCUCGUGCUUGGUUUUCUAAGCUCUUCUGCUCUUUUAUCAUUGGGGUAUUCAGCCUCUAAAGCAGAUUCUAGUAUGUACAUGUUUUGGUCAUCAAACUGUGUGAUUAUAAUCCAGAUUUAUGUUGAUGACAUUCUUAUGACCAGGAACAAAUCACUCUACUUGCAGCGCCUCUUAGUUCAACUUCAGUCGCAAUUUUCCAUUAAAGAUCUUGGGGAUCUUCAUUAUUUUCUUGGGUUGGAGGUCACUCGGUCUUCUACAGGCCUUCAUCUUUGUCAAACCAAGUAUAUUUCAGAUCCUCUCCACCAUACAUCUCUUCUUGAUUCCAAACCAGUAGCUACGCCAAUGGCCAUUGGUUCAGUGUUGUCUAUUCAUGAUGGCGCCCCUUUGGUUAAUGGUUCGGAAUAUCGCAGUGUAGUUGGGGCUCUUCAGUAUUGUACUCUUACUCGUCCUGAUAUAUCUUUUUCAGUCAACAAGUUAUGCCAGUUUAUGCUUCAGCCUACCGAUCUUCAUUGGUUAGCAGUCAAGCGCCUUCUUCGGUAUCUUAAGGGUACCCCGUACUUUGGUCUUCAUUUUCUGUGCUCUGUUGAUUAUUCACUCCAUUGUUACACUGAUGCCAAUUGGGCUUCUUGCCCGGAUAAUCAUCGAAGCACUAGUGAUUAUUGUAUAUUCCUUGGGGGCAAUCUUUUUUCAUGGUCUUCCUCCAAACAAAAAGUGGUUUCACGCUCAACUACAGAGGUUGAAUAUAAGAGCAUCGCACAUGGUACUACUGAACUUGGUUGGAAUCAAUUCUUACUGAUUUGGGCAUUUCUUCCUCUGUUCCACCUACUGUUUUGUGUGAUAAUAUCACUGCCACUUACUUGA
Molecule: messenger RNA, 879 nt
Organism: Humulus lupulus (European hop)
Lineage: Eukaryota; Viridiplantae; Streptophyta; Magnoliopsida; Rosales; Cannabaceae
Exons: 1
Coding region: 1-879 (292 amino acids)
Source: RefSeq, a predicted model, not a curated record